Molecule: messenger RNA, 3569 nt
Organism: Aricia agestis (brown argus)
Lineage: Eukaryota; Metazoa; Arthropoda; Insecta; Lepidoptera; Lycaenidae
Gene: Lpin
Product: phosphatidate phosphatase LPIN2
Exons: 15
Coding region: 331-3102 (923 amino acids)
Biological process (GO): positive regulation of transcription by RNA polymerase II; triglyceride biosynthetic process; cellular response to insulin stimulus
Cellular component (GO): nucleus
Molecular function (GO): phosphatidate phosphatase activity; transcription coactivator activity
Source: RefSeq, a predicted model, not a curated record
GAGCGGCGAGUACAAUUUAGUUCGAAACUUUAUUCAGCGCAGAUAACACGUGUGUACGUCGUUUGUUUCUGCGUGAUCGAAGCGUGGAAUACGCUAUCUUCAAUUACCAAAUAAAUAAGGCAACAGUCUUUCCGAUUAAGAGUGGAGUGCAUCGUUUAUUCCAGGAUAAUCUUGACAAUUCGAGUGCCUUGUUGAUUCCUGUGCUACUCAUCUUUUAUUAGUACUCCCUUACGCCCAGUCAUCAAAAUGAGAGAGCUGGCGAAGGACUAAUAUAAAACUGGUGAUAGUGGACUUUAUAGUGAAUCAAGUGAACGUGAAUAAACCGCCAAGAUGUAUUCUAUGAACUAUAUCGGCAAGUUCAUUGCCAACUUUUACGAGUUCUACAACGAGAUUAACGGGGCUACCCUCACUGGGGCCAUCGAUGUGGUGGUGGUGGAACAGCCGGAUGGGAGCUUCACGUGCUCACCUUUCCAUGUGCGCUUCGGGAAGUUGGGCGUGCUGCGAUCCAGGUUCAAAGUGGUUGACCUGGAACUCAAUGGGGAGCCGCUGGACAUCCACAUGAAGCUGGGAGAGUCCGGGGAGGCCUUCUUUGUGGAGGAAAUAGGCGAGAAUGAGGAGGAAUGUGCGGCGCAUCUCGCCACUUCCCCCAUCCCCGCGUCGAGGUUCGAGGAGCUGUAUGAGCCUCGACGGAGAAAUUCCCUGUCCGCUGUUGAGCCUGACCACGGACAAGCCUCAGACUAUACUAAGAGAAGGUACACGGCUGACAUGCAGAGCAUGCAGAAGCCGGAUUUAAGCAAACUCGCCAAAAGCAAGGAGGAGAAAAUAGCCCGGCACGACCUAGACAAUGACGCCCUAUUCGAAAUGGACGGGUUGAACGAGGGGUCCGCCGAUUGGACUGAUUCGAAGCCGAGGACGUUCGCAGCGACGCAGCUCGGCUCGGCCGAGAGCGAGGCCAACCAGGCCGUGCUGAAGAUCAGCGAGCACAACGACUUCCGGCCCAUAGACGCGGCGCCGCAGGAGGAGACCAAGACCAACGGAAACGGCAAGAAGAAGAAGAAGACGCGGAAGACCAGCUCCAAGAAGAAGCACCAAAGAAAGUCGUCAACCAGCUCGGUAUCUAGUCAGUCAGAUCUCACCGGCGCGGAGCGAACCCAGCCUGCCGCCAUACGCAACCCGAAUGAAAUCAAUUUCUUCAGCGACACCGAAAUCGCCGACUGCGCUCUAAGUAAGGAGGCACGGCUCGGGACACCCAUACAGUCGGAUACAGAAGUGGAGCUAUCGCGAGCGGGACAGACAGACAACUCGCAAUCCUGGCGAUGGGGGGAGCUUCCGGAGCCUCCAGUGAGAGCUCAGGAGGCAGCCGAACCCCCAUGCUCCCCAGCCGAGCCAGCAGAACCCUCCUCACCAGCAGAACCCCUCAGUUCUGAUGAAGAAAGGAACGUCCGAAGAGGGGUCCUUAGUGGGAUGUUCCGCUUCAUCUCGUCGAAGGAGACGGAGGCGACGCAGGGGAUAUACCUAGAUGACCUUGAUCGGGGACAGGUGGACCCGGAUCUGUACUUCCCCAAACACACUGAUCGGUAUCGCCCAGUCCCCGGCAGCAACGCGGGCGCAGGGCCCACGGAGGAGGAGUACGAGUCCGGCAACGGCCCCUCCCUCCCGCAGUCCCCCGCAUCGCCCGCCUCCCCCGCCUCCAUGGACGCCCCCGUGUUGGACUCCGACGACGACGACAAGCUGCUGGCCAAGGGGCAAGUGGAUGUCUACAUACGUGAAGGCUCCGUGAGCCGCGCGCUCAGCUACGCGGAGUUCUGUGCGGAGGGGCUUCGCGCGGCUCGGGAGGGAAGGCUCGAGGUGCGUUUGGGCACGCGCCGCUUACCCUGGAGAAGUGCGGCACCGCUGCUGCUGACCCUUAUUGCAUACCGCCGACCGCUGCCUAAUCGCGUCAUGGAAGAACUGGAGAAAGAGUCUGAGGAGUCUCACACGAGCUCAGACGCCGCUAAACCACGUGCCUACUCCUGGUGGAACUGGCGGCGGUCCAAUGACGCUAAGCGGAGUGAUUCGUCGCAGCCAAAAGAGGAUAUGACAAAACCUGAGGGUACAGACACCAAGACGGAGUCCACAGACGAAGACCAAACGGACCACUGGAUGGACGACAAAGUGGAGAAGAAAGUCACAGUGGAUGUAAUGGAGCCGAUAGAAACUGAGGCGGUGCCAAUACCGCCCGAGCCCCAAGAUCAAGUACGUCACGAGCACAGCUCUUCAGAGUCAGACAACGAGGGCAACGUCAAGUCCAACAGGAGACAAUCCUCCUUCAGGAAAACGUUGCGGUUAUCGUCAGAGCAGAUCAAAAAGCUAAACCUGCGCAUGGGCAUGAACGAGAUGGAGUUCAGCGUGACGACGGCGUACCAGGGCACGACGCGCUGCAAGUGCAACGUGUUCCGCUGGCGGCACGACGACAAAAUCGUCAUCUCCGACAUCGACGGCACCAUCACCAAGUCUGACGUGCUGGGCCAUAUCUUCCCGCUGGUGGGCAAGGACUGGGCGCAGUCGGGCGUCGCGCAGCUCUUCACCAAGAUCAAGAACAACGGCUACCAGCUGCUGUAUCUGUCCGCUAGAGCCAUUGGACAGGCUAAGGUAACACGACAAUACCUGCGUUCUAUCAGACAGGGUGAGGUGUGCCUGCCGGACGGACCACUACUGCUGAACCCCACAUCCCUACUGCGCGCCUUCCACAGAGAGGUCAUCGAGAAAAAGCCAGAAGAAUUCAAGAUACAGUGUCUGGCUGAUAUCAAAGCGUUGUUCCCGACCGGCUCCAACCCGUUCUACGCUGGAUAUGGCAAUAGAGUUAAUGACGUCUGUGCUUAUCAAGCCGUGGGGAUCCCAAUAGUGAGAAUAUUCACCAUCAACUACAAAGGCGAGCUGAAACACGAACUGACACAGACAUUCCAAUCCACGUAUUCGCACAUGUCCGUGCUAGUGGACCAAGUGUUCCCGCCCGCGGAUGAGCCUUCAGACGAGUUCUCCGCCAGCGUUUACUGGCGCGACCCGCUGCCCGAUUUGCCGCCGCUGCCAACUUUCGCUGCUAGUGCGCCCCCCGCUCACUAGAUGGCGCUGUACGUCGCCGCCAUCUUGUGACACUCUUUGUCAAGUAGCGCUUAACAACUAGUGUCUUUGAAUUACGAUUGCUGGCUAAUUACAACAGUUCGGCAAAUAAGACAGCUACGGCCCUUUAGUGCGUCUGACAGAGGGCACCGUUAAAUUAGUUCGGCACAGGCGUUAUAAAGAACAAGCUGAAAAGACUGCUACCGCCCUCUAGUGACAGCUCAUUGAAUUUUGUGUGUAAUUCGAUGCCCGCCGAAUUAAAAUGUAAUAUGAACUUACGGUGUACGUUGUGUGAACGACUAAGCGACUUGAAUGUUUAAUUCCAAUAGUGCUUAUUAGUUUGCAAUGUUUAGUAGUGAUUGUGAUUUACGUUUGACUGUGUAGUAUGUUGUAACCCUUGAAAUUAUGGAAAAACGCUAGUUAUAUACUGGCCUAAGAGCAUCCUUGGUUUGUAAGGACUCAUUGGUCAC